Lasiosphaeria miniovina is the source of this 354-nucleotide messenger RNA. RefSeq lists its product as uncharacterized. The transcript has 3 exons. The record is from RefSeq and is a predicted model, not a curated record. The coding region runs from base 1 to 354 and encodes 117 amino acids. Lineage: Eukaryota; Fungi; Ascomycota; Sordariomycetes; Sordariales; Lasiosphaeriaceae.
AUGGCCAGCAACCUGUUCCCCGCCGUGACUGAAGCUCCGACGCCCAGCCCGGCUUUGGAGGGGAGAGCAGACACCACGGCGAAUCCCACCAAACCGCCCGCCCUUUGCGGCUUUAUCGACUACACGUCCUCGUACACGUGCAAGACGGGAGCGUGCAAGUUCAACACCGACUACUACGCCGUCGGCUGCUGCGAUGGUGACAACUGCGACUGGGAUACCUGGACGUCGACGUGCGGCGGCACGAGGCCAGGAAAGCUGGUUGGCACGUGCUCCGACCCGACGGCCCCCUUUGGCGGCACGGCGCGCUUCGAGAACGGUUGGAAAGUGCCACCACAGCAGCUGGGCGGGGAUUGA